This is a messenger RNA of Scylla paramamosain (green mud crab), 7066 nucleotides long. RefSeq names its product serine/threonine-protein kinase unc-51-like (gene Atg1). The coding region runs from base 304 to 3138 and encodes 944 amino acids. Gene Ontology annotation, biological process: autophagy of mitochondrion; axon extension; protein autophosphorylation. The record is from RefSeq and is a predicted model, not a curated record. The transcript has 19 exons. NCBI's taxonomy places the organism in Eukaryota, Metazoa, Arthropoda, Malacostraca, Decapoda, Portunidae. Gene Ontology annotation, cellular component: phagophore assembly site membrane; cytosol; cytoplasm. Gene Ontology annotation, molecular function: ATP binding; protein serine/threonine kinase activity.
CUGAUCAGCAGACGACACCAGUCAGUUGUGUUGGAGACAUCGUGAGGGGAGGAGGUGCAACUUCAAAGCGUUCUGUUUUUACUAAAUCUCCUUUUUAACUCAUGGUGACGCAUAAUACAUCACCACAAAGAGCGAGUGUGUACUAGGACGCACUAACUGAAAGCUAUGUCACCCCCUGCCUGAGAAUAUUGGGGGUCGGCAGGAAGGGUCGCGAUAUUUGGGUAUUGAUCGAGGCCGCGGUGAGGGAGGCGGCCAUGGUGAAGUUUUAAGUGAUCCUCGGAGCCGUGCACCCUCGCAGGCGUCAUGGAGGUGGUCGGGGAGUACGAAUAUAGCACCAAGGAUCUCAUAGGACACGGCGCCUUUGCUGUCGUGUUCAAGGGGCGCCACAGACAGAAACCUGGCCUGACUGUGGCGAUCAAGAGCAUAACCAAGAAGAACAUCGCCAAGUCACAGAACCUGCUGAGUAAGGAGAUCAAGAUCCUCAAGGAGCUGACGGAGCUGCAUCACGAAAAUGUAGUGGCGUUGCUGGACUGCAAGGAGACGGCCAACCACGUAUACCUGGUGAUGGAGUACUGCAAUGGCGGGGAUCUUGCCGACUACCUCCAGGCUAAGGGAACCCUCAGUGAGGACACCAUCAGGUUCUUCCUUCGACAGAUGGCCGAAUCCAUGAGAGCUCUUUAUGGGAAGGGCAUAGUGCACCGAGACCUCAAGCCUCAAAACAUCCUCCUUGCUCACGCCGGGAAGCCCAACCCUCCACCACACCUCAUCACUCUCAAGAUCGCGGACUUCGGGUUCGCGAGAUUCCUUCAGGAUGGAGUGAUGGCAGCUACGUUAUGCGGCUCUCCGAUGUACAUGGCGCCUGAAGUGAUCAUGUCUAUUCAGUACGACGCCAAGGCUGACUUGUGGUCUUUAGGCACUAUAGUGUUUCAGUGUCUCGUUGGCAAGGCACCCUUCCAUGCCCAAACGCCACAGGCUCUCAAGCAGUUCUACGAGAAGAAUGCCAACCUCGCUCCCAGGAUACCAUCUGGAACAUCUUCUGAGCUAGUGGAUCUUCUCAAUGGACUGUUGAAAAGGAAUGCCAAGGAUAGGAUGGACUUUGAGACUUUCUUCAACCAUCCAUUCAUCCGCAUGGGUGACCCAGCACCCCAGAAACCUGUUGCCCCCACUCCACCAUUAGCUCCAGCCUCCUCCCCACCUGCCACUGCUCCCAAAACUGUGGGGCGGGGUGGAGCUUUUGCCCACCCAGCUGAGCCCUCCCCAAGUCCCCCUGCUGCUAACCUUCCUCCUUCACCUGAGGAGCUGAGGAUGAGUGUGGAGCAGCGCAGUGGUGGUGGUCCAGACCUACCUGCAGCCACUGUCCCCCGGCCCACACCUGUGCCCAGGGCUUCCAGUGCCCAGCAACAGGAGGAGGCUGAAGAUUUUGUUAUGGUGCCUGCACAGCUUCCUAAUGAACCAGAAGCCUCCAGGAUUCCUCAAGGAUGGAGUGGUCGCGUCUUAUCAAAGCCAGGAGGAGGGAUAAUGUACCAGAAGAACCCUCCGCAAUACAGCCCCCUCACACCUCAGUUGGCCUCCUCCCCUCGCCCAUCACACUUACCUGUUCAAGGUGGCAGCAGUGGCAGUACACACUCCAGUAGUAGCAGUGAGUCAUGUCGAUCUGCAGAGCCAGUACCAGUGCCUUCCCAGCGCGCCACCUUCCACCAGAUGACUUCUUCGGGCUCUUCUGACCAAAUCCAUCAGCCAGAGUCCCCUAGACAUCCACAGGGAGCCUCACCCAGUCGACCUUCCCCUCCACCACGCUCCCAGCCCAUCAACAUGAGACGGGUGUCUGAUAACAAAGCUCCAGAUCUGUCAUCCAUAUCCCCUCCUGCAGUCCAGUUCACCAUUGGAGAGCCACCAGUGGGAGGCCGACGACGGUCCACCUCUGGAAGCUCUUACUCUACCACUCCCCCCACCACUGUAGCUGGCAACACCCCAUGCGGCCGUCUCACCCCCACCAACUCCCCCCUCCGUCAGUCUGGUCGCCGCACUCCCCCAUUCAUGCCUCCCCAGCUAUUCUCUGCCCCUCCCAUGCUCCCCCCUAUCCUGGGCUCUCCCACUAAGCUAGGGUUGGGAGGUCAGGACAACCCUGCUGGAGACAUCUGUGGUAAUACCACCAACCUGCCUCUGGCCCACCGUGCCAUCACCCUCCCUGAGAUGACCUCCGUCUCCCGUGACCUCACGAUGGGAGGUGCACAGGACAUGAGUGUCGAAAGCAGCACCUUGCACCGAUCCCGAACAGAGUCACAUCUGCUGGAGUGGCAGCAUGCACAACAUGCAACCAGUCCCCCUCAUGGUGGCAGACAACUGAUACAGUUUGGCCAGUCUGCACCUCAUUCCUUCCUCUUCCAGGGUGGCUGCCACACAGAAGGCCAUGACACAGUAGCCUUCUAUGCACCCCCUCUCCACCAGGAGACUUUAAUGGAGAGAGAACACAACGAAACCCUGGCCAAGCUGAACUUUGUGCUGGCGCUGGUAGACUGCAUCUUGGAAUUGGCCCGCUCCCGCUCGGCUCCAAUCACAGCCCUAACUCACAACACUACCAUGAGGGAAUCAGUGUCUGCAGGUUCUCCCAAGGAGUCUGAGGGUUCCCCAAUGGCAACUCCUACACCUGAAUGGCAGAGAAGAGCAGAGCAAUUAGUGUUGUAUAUGAGAGCUCUUCAACUGCUCAACUCAGCCCUCACCCUUGCCAAGCACGAGAAAUCAACGAGUAGACUUCAGCCUUCUAAUGCAGUGAAGAACGUGGUUGGUGUGCUGAAUGAGCGGUUCCGGCAGGCACUGAGUGUAUGUAAGGAGCUUAGUAGUUCUGGAACAGUUGCAGCAGUUGAAUCAAGAACUUCCACUAUCACAGCAGACAAAUUGAUAUAUAACUACGCAAUUGAGAUGUGCCAGAGUGCAGCCCUUGAUGAGCUGUUUGGUAAGCCUGAGGAGUGCUUUAGAAGAUACCAGACAGCCCAGAUCCUCCUUCAUGCCCUGGCCCAGCAGGUGGCCCACGACUCUGAUAGAUCCUUGUUGACACGUUACAAGCAGGCCGUAGAGAGGCGACUCUUCCUCCUCCAUGAGCAGGGAAUUGUUCAUGCAUACAACACCAACGAGGCGUAAGACAUGGUGCUACAACACACUGAUGACCACACAUUCAUCUCCGUGAUCCAGACAGUGAUGAGAGCCAAGAUGAACUGAAGACUCUGUGAGGACACUGUAAACCUGUGUUCAUCAGUGUGUCAGCAACUCCCUUAACAUUAUUUAUGUUGGUGUGAUAAUAUCUCAUAAGGUGAAAACCCUGAGUGGUGACUACAGGGUAUUCAGUUGAAAAAUGAAAAGAGCAAAAUUCAUCAAGCUUGAGUUUUAUUUAAACAUGCUUCAGAGGUAGAAGUGUUUUCAUGAUAGUCUUCUUAGGUUUUACAAAAAACAACAUUAAAAUGUGGAUGUAAUAUGUUGUGUAAAAUCCAGAAUAAGGAAAGGGUGAGUGAAAGUUGAACAUAUUAGCAUUAAGGGAGAGAAAAGGCAUGGAACUCAGUAUAGUUUGAAAAGGGAGGGACAUGCUACACUACAAAAUAGCAGCUAUUUAAGUAGCUCUCUAUGAUUUGCAAUUAUGAAAUUAAAUGGACAAUAAAGGGAGAGGAGAUAUAAUACUUGUGAGGCCAGUCAGUGUAUUUGUAUAUUUAAAGACAAUGCUUCCCAGUGUAACUUGAUCUUAAGGCAGUCUUAUAUAAUGGUCAUUUACAUAAUGCCCCUUUGACUUGCUGGUAAGAAAGUUAUUUGUGAACAUUAUCAUACACAUAUAUCACACAUGGUACUGAGCUGUGUAAAUUAGCAAUGUUGUAUGUGCUUUAUAUUAUAUACAUCCUUGUACUUGACUACCAUUCAAGCAAAGUUCUGGUCAUAAUAUCCAUUACCUGUAUGUAUGAAUGUGUGUACAUGCACAUAUGGUCAAAACAGGUAACCUCUCUGAACAAGUACUCCAGACAUGCAUGAUGGAUACAAGUCAAGCUACAUAACAGGACAAAAUCAUUCCCUAAGUCUGAGAGUUGAGAGAGAGUUGAGAGAAAGAGAGAGAGAAAGAGAGAGAGAGAGAGAGAGAGAGAGAGAGAGAGAGAGAGAGAGAGAGAGAGAGAGAGAGAGAGAGAGAGAGAGAGAGAGAACUAUAAUUUUUGUUCUAGCUGGUGCAUACUUCAGGUGUGUGACUGAAUGAAUGCUUCAUAUAAGAGGAUGAUUAUUUGCCUUAUUUUAUCUGAUAAAUGUAAAUUUUGACAAUGCUAGCCACCAAAUGGGGGCAAUGCCAAUGCCUUAGUUUUCCUCAAGAGAUCUAAUAGGAGAUAUGCGUAUUGUAUAGUAAUGAAGCAGUGGUGUUGUAUUUCCAUUAUGGAUGCAAACUAGAUAACAAAUUAUAGUUACUGUAGGAGAGCUCCCUAGGUGUCCCUGUGCAGAAAUCUCAACCCAGCUGUCAUGGUGUUUUAUUUAAUGCAAAACUAGGGAAAGCUGCUGUGUUUUUUUCUUUAUUUUCUUUCUUUAUUAUUUUGAACAACCAAUACAAGACUUUUCUGUGAAUGUGCUGCACCAGGGGAAUAUUCCUAACAGGAAACAAAAAAAGACUAAAGCAGGGAUGGGAGUGAACAGGGCUGUCUCUGGGUUGUUUCUCUCACUCAUGAUGCUGUGCUCACUUUCCUCAAUCCCUUUUUUAUAUGUUGCUACUUUUGAUAUUCUGUUUAGUGGAAUGGAUAUUUUUACAAUAGUUACGCUAACUCUCUUUGGUGAUAUCUGAGUAUUUACAGUGUACAGGUCAGGAUUGAUGCAGUCGUAGUGGCGGUGCUGCCAGUGUAGCUUUAGUCCAUAAGGGAUUUAGAAUGGUCAUAGAGUAGAUCAUUUCACCACUGGCUUCCUGCAGGCAUCACCCUGAGAGUCUGUAUGACACACUGAAGUGGAGGGCUUUAGGUUGAGUAUCUGUGUAUUCACUACCUUAUGUUACACCUGAUUUCUAUAUGGAUUCUUUUUAUGUAACACUGCAUAAGUUUUAGCUGAUGUAUACAGUGAUCUACAAGCAUGGAUUAUUUCCUUCUUCUUUCAGAUCUACAUACAAUUACUCAGGAAAAAUGUAGCUUAAGAUUCAAUUGCCACAAAGUUUUAGUUAAGCAAUUGUGUAUAUAUGAGUGUGUCUGUGUGUGUUAGUGAUUUAACUCUAUACAUACUUGAGUUUUGUAUGUUUCAUAAGCUUUCAAUCUCACCUUUGCAUUUUAUUCACAGUUGAAGCAUUUGCAACUGAAACAUGUACUUAGACUUUACAUUCAUCAGAGUGGAGUUUUACAUUUCAUUUUAGAAAGAGACUGAUAAUAAUGUGAUGUGACACUAAUCGUUAUAAACACAUUGUGACACGCUGAGGACCUGGGUGAGUGCAACCACCACCACUAUAUUACGUGAAGCUACAUAACGCUGGGAACAUGUGUAAAUGUGAUCACUGCAUACUAUGAUGCUGUAGUUAGGCACGAAGCCAGAGAGACCCCUGUGUGGUGUGAUAUAUUCUUGGUUCUAGAUGAUGAUGGCCACCAUAAGUUCAUUAAGAAAAAUAUGUAAUGUGCUCUUAACUCUGCAGCUGUGAGACUGAGUAUUUCUGGUUGGUAUGUAUAAGCAGGGAACCUAAGUUUAUAAAAUAAGAGCACAUUGUUGUGGCCAAACAUAAUAAGAUCACCAUUCUUCGGUGUAUCCUGUUAACUGUGGCUCAGGAAACAAAUGUUCAACACAUAACUCACAUCAUCUUUUGCAUGUUGUGACAAAUUCCCAUUGUAUCCUCAUUUUUUUUUUAAGUCAAGGGAGUAUUUGUAAGUCACAGUAUGCAAAAAGUUGUGGUGUACUUGAAAAUGUUAUGGAAAAUGAGAUGCCUGCAUUCAUUCACAGUUUCAUUGAUCUAUGGUGGUCUAUAGGUUAAAGGGGCUUGAAAAUAUGUGACUGGCUCUUGUCUUACUUUGCAGCAUCACUCCUCUGGAAGGAAUAAUGUAGCUGCACUGGAUUUGCAACUUUGAAGCUAAACUCAAAGUACAUAGUUUGAUGGCUACAGAGAAUUGUAUCAACAACCAUAACUGCAGGAAACCAUAUCUUGGCUUCAUAUAAGCUUUCACUGGCUCCCCAGGAUUCCAUGACUUUAGAAUCAUUGUUUUCAUUGUUCUUUGAAGUUUGUCUUCUAGUCGAGUACCUUGUAUGUGGGCAUUGUAGGCAAUGUCCAAGAUCUCGUGGCUGGCAGGUCUUCUGUCACAAUACUUUGUAGUCAUUAUUGUUAUUACUAAUUUUCUUCUCUUAUCCUUAGUAUUGGUAUAUUAUGAGUUUUGUUAUUUCAUUUUUUUAUAUUUUUCUUUUUUUUUUUCAUAUUUUUAUGAUGCAGACCUGAGCUCUUGUGAUUAGGAAGCAAAAUCCUCUGAGGGCAAGAAUCACCCCCCAUGACUAUAUUCUGAGUGGCAGUGACCCCCCCCAACCACAGCAUCUGUGAUCUUUUUGUUUUGUUAGUGAGAUAUUUUUUUUACAUAACUCAUCUAAUUAUAUUAAGAACUGUCUGAGCAGAACAUUGUUUGUACAGGUAUAUAACUAUGGUUAUAAUGCUGCUAAUUUUGUCUUUUGUUUUUCCAUGAACUAGAAACCCUUACCAUCUGAGACAUGGGCCUCAGAAGACAGGCACACUGCAGUAUUAAGGACCUUGUAGUUAGACCGAGUGUAAGAUUUGUUAAGUGUAAACAACUUUAUAAUCUUGGUCAGGAUAAUAAACUGGAUAUUUUUUCCCCUUUUAUUGAAUGGCAUAUGUAGAUAAGUAUGCAUAAUAUAGUAAAAACUUACUUAAAUUUCCUAACAUUUAUAAAUAAAAAAGUGGUAUUGGCAGGGUGAGUGUGGGCGGUGCCUUGAUGUGGCUACUAGUCGUGGCGAGCACUGGCUGGCUCAUGUUAUCUACUCUUGCAACUAGUACAAUGCCCUCCAGGGGCUGUCAUUUUAUAUUCUUACGAUAAACACAAUAGAGAAAAGAAGUCAAAUAAAAUGAAAGCCUAACACUGUC